AUGGGAAUUCGUAAGCUGGUCUUUUUCUUUGUGUUAGUUUUCUCAAGUGUUUUUGUUGAUGGAGAAGGAAGGGGAGUCUUUAAGGUGAAACACAAGUUUGGAAGUGAAGCCGAUAGGUCACUUAAGGAGUUGACAGUUCAUGAUAAGAAUAGACAUGGAAGACUACUUGCUGCUAUUGAUAUUCCUUUAGGUGGUGAUGGCAAAGCUACGGGAACUGGGCUUUACUACACAAAACUUGCCAUUGGUUCUCCUCCAAAAGAUUAUUUUUUCCAUGUGGAUACUGGUAGUGAUAUUUUAUGGAUUAACUGCGUCGGGUGUAGCCCUUGUGCUACGUUUACGGACAUCGACCAUUUGACUCUGAAAUUAUAUGAUCCAAAACUAUCUUCAACAACAGAAUUAGUUCCAUGUAAUGGUGGGUUUUGCACUGAAUUUAGUAAAGGUCCCAGUCCUGGUUGUUCUUCUAAUGACGUCUGUGGAUAUGUCCUUCACUAUGGAGAUGGAAGUGGAAGUGCUGGAUAUUUUGUUCAAGAUGUUAUUAGGUUUGAUCAAGUCACUGGAAAUCUUCAAACAAGUAUUGGGAAUGCAAGUAUUUCAUUUGGGUGUGGGAUGGAACAAACAGGAAAACUUGCUUUAUCAAUUGGAGCCCUUGAUGGCUUAAUAGGUUUUGGUGCUUCAAAUACAUCCAUACUUUCACAACUAGCUUCAUCCGGAAAAACGAAGAAGAAAUUUGCUCACUGCUUAGAUGGUAAAAAUGGUGGAGGUAUCUUUGUCAUCGGGGACGUAGUGAAACCAAUACUAAAAACAACACCACUAGUUCCAAAUGCGGCACAUUAUAACGUGAAUAUGGAGUCAGUUCGAGUUGGUGAUAUUUUCCUAGAUAUUCCAAAAGAAAUUUUCCAAGACGGAUAUGGGAAAGGAACUAUUAUUGAUAGUGGUACAACUUUGGCAUAUCUUUCAGGAGAAAUCUUCGAUCCAUUGAGAAGAAUAAUCUUAACUAGUCAGGCUAAUUUGAAUGUACACCUUGUUGAUGAUAUCCUCGAGUGCUUCAAAUUUGAUAAAAGUAUCGAUGAUUCAUUUCCUACUGUCACUUUUGGCUUUCAAAAUUCACUAGAACUGAAAGUUUACCCUCAUGACUAUUUGAUCCUAUAUGAAAAUGAAUGGUGUAUCGGUUGGCAAGAUAGUGGAAAUUUGGGAUCUAAUGCAGUGGAUGAAUUGAUCAUCUUAGGAGAUUUGGUGCUAACAAAUAAGUUGGUGUUAUACGAUCUUGAAAACCAAGUUCUUGGAUUGUCAGACUAUAACUGCUCUUCAACCAUUGGAUUGAAGGAUGAAGUGUCUGGAGCCGUAAACCAAGUAGGUUCACACGAUCUUUCAUCUUCGCCUUCUCGUAACCAAAUGGGUGUUUCAUGUUCGACUGCUCAUUACCAUAUGAAUUUUUGA
Molecule: messenger RNA, 1437 nt
Organism: Papaver somniferum (opium poppy)
Lineage: Eukaryota; Viridiplantae; Streptophyta; Magnoliopsida; Ranunculales; Papaveraceae
Product: aspartic proteinase-like protein 2
Exons: 10
Coding region: 1-1437 (478 amino acids)
Biological process (GO): proteolysis
Molecular function (GO): aspartic-type endopeptidase activity
Source: RefSeq, a predicted model, not a curated record